AGUUUCGUGUUCAGCUUAGCUCGGUUCGGCUCUCAGCCUUGUGAUAUCGGAAGCCUCCAAGUACUUGAAAGGUCGAGGUUCUCUCGCACUCCUUCGAACCCAUCGGAUCCAUCUGGCCGGGAACAGAGAGUUCGGAGGUUACGAGCUCUCUCUCCCUCUCUAUUGGCUUGCGAAAGAGGCAAGAUUCCUGGUCGCCCCAAGCGGUGACUAGAAUACCUGUUGCUCUAGGUGUUCUCGCGAGAAAACCGGCGGCGCGUUGGUGCGCAGUUCGCGGGCGAGACAGCGACAACAACGAUAACGUGCAAACCGAGGAAUCAUGGGGACGAUACGACGGCUGUCCACGAUGAUGCUGUUGUUAAUGAUGCAUUCCGCUCAGCUCGAUGCUCAUCGUGAACACAAGGUUCACAAUAUCGUGCUGUAUCCAGAUAAGCACAGCUGGUGUAAGACAACGCCAAUAAAGCAAGUGGUGACAUGGCCUCAGUGCUCUUCGCAGGAAUUGGACAAUAACGUCUGCGUUGGAGCUUGUUUCUCGUACAUGGUGCCUCAUAGCGAGCCGUCCGCACCCGGUGAUCUCAUAAGACCUUACUGCGAUUCUUGUCAACCUCUGGACUCCGUUUGGCACACUGUCACACUAGAUUGCAAAGACGAGCAGAAAAAUCCAGUAACCAUGCAGAAGAAGGUGCAGAUUAUCACAAACUGUUCCUGCAGCUCCUGCAUGGAAACCUCGAAAAUCAAACCGGACUACAACACUUUGCUACAGACCCUAACGGAGGAGAACUUAGACAAGAACGUAAACGUAGCGCACGAAACACCAGAUUUGCUGCUGGAUCCGAAUCUGAAUGCCUCAAAGAACACGACGAGAGAUGGGGCUCAGACUAACGAACGAUUCCUUCAACUUGUCAAGAAACUGAAAGAAUCGCAGAAACUGGACGAGUCUGGUUUGAAGGAAUUCUCCAAGUUCGAGGAGGAGAUCGAUUUGGAGAAGCUGCGAGAGCUGUUCAAGAAGUAUAGCGAGGGAGACGAAGAGGAAGGUCAGCACGAGCAUCAUCAUCAGCACCAGCAUGAGCAUCAGCAUCAGCAUCAACAUCAGCAGCAGCAGCAACAGCAUCUACAUCGCGGACCCCAUCAUUCUCUUGUACUAGAUUCGGAUGUGAAGGAGAAGAUCGACGUGGAGCCGCAUUAUCUGCAUCCUGCCGUCGCCGGUCAAGAAAUCAGUUACCACGACAACAUCCUGGUAGCCAAGGAGAAGAAGAAGAAAGAUUUCUAAAAGCUUGUCGAAGCGUAAUUCGUCGUCGAACGGAUGUCACCUUUGUUCGUCAUGCUCGAAAAAUUCGUAGAAAUGAGUCAAGAUUUUUUUUGAUUCUUAAGUAUUUAUUUUCGUAGCAUUAAUUGGAUGAGAUAUUAAUUGUUGAUAUAAUUGUUGAUAUAAGUAUUAUAUUGCGAAUCAUGAGAAAAUUAUUUUUGCAAAAGAUAUCUUUUAUAUUCUAUAAGAAAGCUUAUAUUAUAUGACACUAGAAAAUAACAUGCGAAUUAAAAAUAAAUGUGAAUACAAUUUUUCAAAAUUAAUUAUAUUGGAUUCGCUAAUGAGGAUGAGGAAGAAAAAUAUUAAGAGCAUGAGAUAAAAAGGAGGAAGGAUUGAGGCGUAUUGAAGAAAAUUUUAAUAUAUAUUUAUAUAAUUGUUAUUAUAUUAUUAUUAAUUAAUUAUUUAAAGAGUUGCAGAGCACGAUUGAGUGUUUAACUCGACUUUAGAUACAUAAAAUGACGCUUUAGCGUCAGUCGAGAUCUAUAUCUCGAUGAACGUAUGAAUAAUACUCUCGAGUCUGAAUAUCAGUCUUGGCAUGACGUCGACUACUAUGACGUACACAUUGUAUUAUUCUCCUAGAGAAUAAAGAUCGUCGAUGGUA
Cataglyphis hispanica is the source of this 1904-nucleotide messenger RNA. RefSeq names its product cyclin-dependent kinase 8-like. The record is from RefSeq and is a predicted model, not a curated record. NCBI's taxonomy places the organism in Eukaryota, Metazoa, Arthropoda, Insecta, Hymenoptera, Formicidae. The transcript has 4 exons. Gene Ontology annotation, biological process: animal organ morphogenesis. Gene Ontology annotation, molecular function: BMP binding; receptor ligand activity. Bases 317 to 1267 code for a protein of 316 amino acids.